AUGUCGGCCAGUCAAUGGAAACCUCCACCAACUCCACCUAAAGCUUCGCCAAGUCCAGUUCCCGUUUUACCUCCCACUGGCGGACUCAAUGCAUCCGGCAAAAUCGAUCUGGUGGAAAUCCAAAGAAAAAUUGCAGAAGCCAAAGCCAGAGUUACCGCAAGUGGCGCUUCCCUGCCUCGAUCGCCCGUGGCCAGCAUGCGAACCGCUGACAAAAUCCCAGCCGCACCUCCACAGAUAGCUUUGGAUGAAGCCGGUAAUCUCGAUCUCAAAGCCAUGUUGGACAAAGGCAUUAUUCCCAAGAGAGAAACUCUUACCUCAAAGGCCAACGAACGUAAAGCGGCGGCCGCGGCUGCUGCAGCCAAACCAAAUAAAGAAGCAAAAACAUUAAAGAUCGAGCAACCCCCCGAAGAUUUUACGGACACGACCAAGAAUCCUUACUAUGAUCCCAACUUACACGCGCAGGCAGCACCGAAACUACGUCGAUCCCGUCCUCUCAAAUUUGUGCAGCCCGGCAAAUUCGUACAACAAGCAAAUCAAGAACGAGCCAAAGCCCAGCUCGAAAAACUCAAACAGGAAAUCGCAGAAAGUGUACGAAAAGCAGGCAUGGAAGUGGAAAUGGAUGUAUCAGAUAAAGCAAUCAAAAAAGAGCCGCCACCAGCGGCCGAGUGGUGGGAUGCGCCGUUUUUACCAAACAAGACAUAUGACGAUCUCGAGACGGCUCCUGUUAAUCCUGAUGAAUUGGGUGCCUUGGUCACCUUGUACGUUCAUCAUCCUAUUCCCAUCAAACCGCCGACGGAUAACAGUGCAGCCACGCCUGUACGGUCAUUGAUGCUGACGAAAAAAGAACGAAAGAAACUGAGACGACAGCGAAGACAGGAAGCACAAAAGGAAAAACAAGACAGAAUUCGAUUGGGCUUAUUACCGCCCGAUCCUCCCAAAGUGAAAAUUAGCAAUUUGAUGCGCGUGUUGGGACAGGAAGCGAUCCAAGAUCCGACCAAGAUCGAAGCAAAAGUACGAAAAGAAAUGGAAAUGCGUCAAAAGCAGCACGAAUUGGCCAAUGCACAACGUCAACUGACGCCGGAAGAACGAAGAGCGAAAAUCAUGAAUAAAUUGAAGGAAGAUCAGAAGACGAGCAACGAAGUAGCGGUCUUCAAGUAA
Molecule: messenger RNA, 1158 nt
Organism: Radiomyces spectabilis
Lineage: Eukaryota; Fungi; Mucoromycota; Mucoromycetes; Mucorales; Radiomycetaceae
Product: pre-mRNA processing factor 3-domain-containing protein
Exons: 5
Coding region: 1-1158 (385 amino acids)
Biological process (GO): mRNA splicing, via spliceosome
Cellular component (GO): U4/U6 x U5 tri-snRNP complex
Source: RefSeq, a predicted model, not a curated record